AUGCACGCAUCAAAUCUGGGAGAGAUCACUGCUCUCAUGAAAGAUGCUUCCCUCCAUAUCCCCGAGCAUCACUAUGACGUCGCAGAUGUAACUCUUCAUUGCAUUUUGGAACGUCUAACGGAGGCCUCACGAACUAGUCAGCUGAGUCCCGUCGAAUAUGCCAGCCGUCGAGCCUGUAUCCUUAGUGAACUAGCUAACAGUUCGCUGCAAAGUACUCACUCCGAUGCUGAGAAAAUUUUUGUUGAGACCAUCUCCCCCUCCCUCGCCGUUGGGAUGAAUCCCAAAGAUGCCUACUCCUACUCACUAAAUUUCCUUGUUCAUAGAGAUCAUAUAAAGGUUAACGGCAAACUUCUCGUCGCGCUGAAAUCAGCUUGUAGGAUAUAUCCCCAAAACCAUGAAAACUGUCUAAAUCUCCGUGUCGAUUUGACCGAUGUUGAGAGUCAAAUAUGUAACGCCAAGGGUGCCUCGGAGAGCCUUCGAACGGCAAUCGCAGAUGCCAACUGUGCCCUUUUUGCACUGGAGCAAUGA
Messenger RNA from Hydatigera taeniaeformis, 528 nucleotides. Lineage: Eukaryota; Metazoa; Platyhelminthes; Cestoda; Cyclophyllidea; Taeniidae. The record is from the annotation of a GenBank genome assembly.